Molecule: messenger RNA, 1014 nt
Organism: Lactuca virosa
Lineage: Eukaryota; Viridiplantae; Streptophyta; Magnoliopsida; Asterales; Asteraceae
Source: the annotation of a GenBank genome assembly
UUUGAAAAAAAAACCGGUUUGCUCACCCCUAAAGUCACAAGGGACGAAGAAUAUAUGUGAUUGGUCGAUUGGGUAUCUGUUUCACAGUUCAAUGGGCCUCGGCCCAGUGGAUAGGGUUUGAUGUUACGGCUUACGCGUAUAAAAAUUGAUUCAUCUCCACGUUAGGGCUGGAGUACAGCGUAGAGGCGGAGGAGAAGCCGGCAAAUCAGGGGACGAUUGCUUCACUUAAUAACGGCUUCAAAAGUCAACCAACCGCAGAUGGAUGGGAAAAAGAAGAAUGGAUCAGGGAACGAGACACAUGACAUGGAUCAAGAUGCGCGACACCUUGAAUCCAGGGUAGAUAAUUUUUCUUUGAAUACGUUGGCCAACGAUAUAAAUAAAAUUCUGAGGUGUACUGUGUCCUUACUAGACAAGUUUGAAGAUCUGGGCACUCGCUUACAACGUAUCGAGGCGGAGUUGAAAAAAUAUCAACCAAAGCCAAAGCCUGAGAUUCCUACAGAGGAGAAGCCACCUCCUUACAACCCAAACAUAUGUCUACCAACAUUCCCUGACAAGUUUAAUCUUGAUGUCUUUUGCAACUGGGUUAAGGAGGUAGAAUUUUAUUUUGAGUAUUAUCGUGUCCCAAAGCAUGAAAAAAUAGACCUUGUAGCCAACACAUUGCCACUUGAAGGAGAGGCUUUCAAAUGGUGGCAAGAUAUCCAAAAGCUAAACAAGAAAGUCUAUAAAAAUGGUCCCUUUGGGUGGACAGAGAUGAAGAUGUUGUUUAUGGAUAAAUUCCUUUCUCCAUAGAUUGUUUGAUAGCCAACCAAAAAUCCAAAGUUAAGUUUCCUUGUGUUGGAUUUCGAAUUUAUUUAUCUAAGGAAAUGGAAUUUAAGGAAAAUUAAAAUCCCUAUCGGUUGUUUGCUUGAAAAUAGUUGGAUUAAGCAACGCUAUAUAUAUACUAGGAACAUUUGAAGGGCCGUGGGUAUUGUAAAAAACCGACUUAAUGCAAAAAUUAGAAUUUAUUCACACAGG